AAGCGUCACCAUCAGCAACGCCCCAUUUCCGGAACUUCCCACCGCCACAGUCGUUGUUUCAGAUCUCCGUGAAUGAAGUCCGUCGAGACCAGCCGACUCGUUCAUCAUUGGAAGUGCAGACCAGUCGAGGUUUUCAACCACAAGAUCACGUGCAUGAUCCUCCAGAGUCUCCAGUUCAACACUCUCAUGUCCCAAGUCAUCUGUCGUCUCAAGGGCACAACUUCGAACCUGAUCCCAUGUUACCAGAACUCUAGGAGGACAUCGUAAGGGCUCUGAAUUUCUUGCUUUCAGUGCCAGGCAGAGAGAGGUUCACAUCUGUUCUCAGUGAACCAGAGCUGCCUAGAACGAGUUGGUUUGAUCGGGAUCCAAAACUGGUGCGGAUGAUUACCAAAGUACUUACCAACAAGUUUAAUGGUCCCUUCUAUAGCUGGUCCUGUGUGCCACAGGACAGAAGAGAAAGGUACAUUAUAGAGUUUGCGAAAACCCACACUUGGGAUCCUUUGAUUAUAGGGACGGUUCAAAAAAAGUUUGAGAAGGUCUGUCAACGCCGGAUAAAGGAUAUGGUUAGCAAUGUGAGGACAAGUCGUGAACGACCAACUUGGAUCGUCGACACUCUCUGGUAAGUUAUGGUUGCUCACUGGGAUACAGAUGGAGCACAGCAAAGAAGUCUCACCUAUUUUAAGGCUCGUAUGUCUGACUGUGAUGGUCUCGGUCCUCACAUCUAUUUAUCUGGCCCAAAGUCGUAUCAACAGAUACAAACAGAAAUGGAAGACAAAAUUGGAAGAAUUGUCAGUCUUGGUGAGGUUUUCAUCAAAACACAUACAAAGUCAGAGGGAAUGUAUGUUGAUUGGAAGGCAGAGAUAAUCGCGCAUAAUUGUGAGAAGAACUUGCAAGCGAAGUUGGAUGAGCUUGAGGUAGAUUCUUCAGCGGUUUCAGACGGUGCUUCACAACCUUGGGAACUCACGGCAGAUGAAUAUACUGCCAUAUUUCUUCAGUCCACUGAGAAGGAUUCCCAAGGUAAUUAUUAUGGAGUUGGCAGCCUCAAAGACAAUCUUGGGGUUCUUGGCAAGCGCAAGCGACCAUACCAGUCAUUCAUGGCAUUGCAAGAGCAACUAGAGGAAGCUCAACACAAGAUCGAGGAGCAGACUACUCUUAAUUCUCAGGCUGCUGCCAGAGAAGUUGACAUAUCCCUAGUUGUAUCUCAGCAAAAGGACAACAUCAACAAGCUGGAAAAGUUCUUGCGCCAUUCUAAUCCGGCAUUCGUGGAUUUUUUGGUGACUGAAUCAGCUGAGGCAACAACCACGGAUCCUCUCACAACCAAUCUACCUGCAACAGCUCCACAAUCAACUCCACCAUCAACUUCUUAGGUUACUAAUCCAUCACUCUUUGUUUCUAAACUCAUGAACUUGUCAGUUUUCAGUUUUUGUAUGUUUGAUGAAUUGUGUUUUAUGACUUGUGUUUUAUAACUUGUUUCUAAAAAUAUUG
This is a messenger RNA of Capsella rubella, 1485 nucleotides long. RefSeq lists its product as uncharacterized. The record is from RefSeq and is a predicted model, not a curated record. NCBI's taxonomy places the organism in Eukaryota, Viridiplantae, Streptophyta, Magnoliopsida, Brassicales, Brassicaceae. Bases 627 to 1367 code for a protein of 246 amino acids. The transcript has 5 exons.